CAGCUCGCUGUGCCACAUAGACAGGCUGCGGUCGGUUCACGGGACACCGUCUCAAACAGGCCCGGGGCCAUGGCCAAAGACCCGCUGGCCGAGGCGGGCUUCUUCUUUGAUGAGCUCAACAAGCUGCGGGUGCUGGAGCCCGAAGCCAGCCAGAAGACGUCUGAGCUCAAAGAGGAGUGCAAGGAGUUUGUGGACAAAAUCGGACAGUUUCAGAAGAUCGUGGGCGGCCUCAUUGAGCUGGUGGACGAAUUAGCAAAGGAAGCAGAAACAGAAAAGAUGAAGGCCAUCGGAGCCAGAAAUCUGCUCAAGUCUGUGGCCAAACAAAGAGAGGCCCAGCAGCAGCAGCUGCAGGCCCUGAUAGCGGAGAAGAAGAUGCAGCUGGAGAGGUAUCGGAUCGAGUACGAAGCUCUGUCCAAAGUGGAGUCGGAGCAGAACGAGUUCAUCGACCAGUUCAUCUUGCAGAAGUGAGGCUGUCGACCACAAACCUCCAACCUCCGAGUGCCUGAAGCGUCUUCUUCCUCCAGCAGUCCGCCCGCUCUGCCAGGGAGCUGGAGCUCUGGAUCCAAAGGCUAUUUCUACUAUUUAUACCCCAGACUCGCCUCCGUAUCUACUUUUCUGACUUUUUGUAUCGGUGCAGACAGGCGCAGCACCUGCAUGCAUUUUGUAAAUAUGCCGAAGUUCCUGACUGGAUCAGGAGGUUUUCAUUCCCUCCUCACGGUACAGAACAGCAGGCAUUCUCACAUUUCUCCUGAUAACUUCAAGAUAAGUUCAGACAUCAGUCACCAAAAAUGUUUGGAUCCAACCAAGUAAGAAUUUCAAUCUGCGAUGCAGGAGUGAGGCUGAGCAGAGUACAACAACAAAAGGAUAAAGAAAUACCAGUGGGGAAUUCAUGCUCUAAAGAAAAAGCUAAUUGUUGCACAUUGCAGCAUUUUAUUGACACUACGGGACCAAAACAUCCACCAAUGAAGAACUUUUGACAUUUCAUUGUAUUUUGCACCAUAAUGGCAGAUUGUUGAAAAAUAGCACCAAGUGCAGGUUUGGUGAAAAGGUACCGAAGGUGCUGUACUUUCUGGAGUACGAGUCACACCUGUGGAGACAAGCUGCAAGAAAUCACAUUCACCUCUGAAGAAUUUGUAACGGGAUUUCUGUAAUAGUCUGUUAACUCUGUGACAAAGUUCUGCUGUCACUCAGUAUGAAUGGAGGUUUUUGUUGGAAUACAGAGACAAGUCACUUCCUGCUAAAUCGUAUGAGCAACCAAACAACUGAAAUAGUGACUUAUAUUCUGGGAAAUACGGUAACUUCUAUCACACACGUUUCAUUCAUCACUGCACCAAAUCAAGGGAAACAUCUGGAUGUGAAGGUUUCAUCGGUCCAGACCACUGGACGAGCGUCGCUGCCGUCUGUUUUACAUGUUAUCUUCAGGAUAUAUUAUUUAAAACAAGUUAUUUAGAGUGGUUUAUUUAAAGCGUGAGUCAUCGAGAAUAUCAGCCAGCUUCUUCUACAUUCCUCCUCUGGACGACAGGAUUCUCUGUGUCACUAACAGCGUCAGAAUGUGUGCUGAAUGUAGAAGCGGCGAGGAGUCCAGGCGCCGCCGCAGCUCUUCUCUCCAGAACCUCCCAGUGCCUCCAGAAGAGCCGCCGGCGACCUGCACGCUGCAGCAGCAGCUCCCACAACACAACAGUUUACUUGAAGAGCCUCGAUUGCACAAACAGAUCAUUGUUGCGGUUGUUGUUUCAAUAAACAUGACUUCAUGCAC
Molecule: messenger RNA, 1756 nt
Organism: Salarias fasciatus (jewelled blenny)
Lineage: Eukaryota; Metazoa; Chordata; Actinopteri; Blenniiformes; Blenniidae
Product: intraflagellar transport protein 20 homolog
Exons: 5
Coding region: 70-468 (132 amino acids)
Biological process (GO): protein localization to cilium; cilium assembly
Cellular component (GO): cytoplasm; ciliary basal body; intraciliary transport particle
Source: RefSeq, a predicted model, not a curated record